Messenger RNA from Onychostoma macrolepis, 2739 nucleotides. Its product is annotated as E3 SUMO-protein ligase ZBED1-like. NCBI's taxonomy places the organism in Eukaryota, Metazoa, Chordata, Actinopteri, Cypriniformes, Cyprinidae. The transcript is spliced from 3 exons. Bases 955 to 1800 code for a protein of 281 amino acids. The record is from RefSeq and is a predicted model, not a curated record.
GAGUGCCUCUCUGUCUCAGUGCCAACGUCAGUAAUAGCGGGUCGUUCGAAGGAAGAAGACACACACGUGACACGUCUGAAAAUGAGCCAGAGGAAAAGGAGCAGCAUUUGGGUGCACUUUUCUCGCGGAGAAAACAGUAAGGCUACAUGCAGCAUUUGUCAAAAGUCAUUUCAUUUAAGUCUGGGUCAACAAAUAAUUUACACAGGCAUUUGAAGACUCAACACCCAACACUGCAGGUCACAGGUUUGAGAGCAGAGCCAGACUCAGACAACAACAGUGACACUGAUGUGUCCAUUGCCUCCUCUGCCUCCACAUCAAGUGCAACUGCAGCCACAGCAGCCUCUGACCCCACUGGGCCCACCACAUCGCCUGGCCAGGCACGACCAAAAAGAAAGCAGACAUCAAUCAGUCAAUAUUUACCUCCUGUCUUGACCCCAUUAAGACAGGAGAAGAUAGACGAAGAGCUGGCAAAGAUGAUAGCCACUGACUUCCAGCCUUUCUCAAUAGUGGAGGACACAGGAUUCAAAAAAUAUUCACAGGUGCUCAACCCCUCCUACAUUCCUCCAAGUAGGAAGGCACUAGCCCAGAAGGUCACGGAUAUGUAUGACAGGGAGACAGCAUCUUUGAAGAGAAGGGUGUCAAAAGUACCAGCUGUCUGUUUAACCACAGACUGUUGGACUUCAAGAACGACAGCAUCAUAUAUGUCUGUAACCUGCCAUUUUAUCGAGGAUUUCCGUGUGGCCUCCUGCCUCCUGGACUGUUUUGAAUUCAGUGAGCGGCACACAGCAGACAACAUUGCACAACAGCUGCUUAGUGUUGCAGCAGAGUGGGGGGUGGACAAGAAAGUAGUGUGCUGCCUAACCGAUAAUGCGGCAAAUGUUACUAAGGCUAUACAAACCAUUGGAUGGAUGCACCUACCAUGCCUGGCCCAUACUAUUAACCUGGUGGUAAGAGAUGCCCUGCAAGCUUCAAAGCAUUGAUAAGGUGAAAGAGGCAGUGGAAUACUUUCACAGAAGCACCGUGGGGGCACAAAAACUGAAGGAGACUCAACUACAAAUGAAGAUGGCGGAGCUCCGACCGAAACAGGAUUGUCCUACAAGGUGGAAUUCCACCUACUACAUGUUGAAAAGCUUUAUUGCCAGUAAAAAUGCCAUAAUCUCCACCCUGGCCGUCACCAAUGCACCUGUCCGCCACCUGUCCCAGGAGGAAUGGACCACAGUGCAAGAAAUGUGCACAAUCUUGCAACCAUUUGAGGAAGUCACUGUGGAACUCAGUGCAGAAAGCUACUUGACAGCCUCGAAGGUCAUAGUGCUGGCCAGGGGACUUCAAAGAGCCACCGCUGAUUUCCGGCGAAACACUACAACAGCGGCAGCGCAAGGUGUGAUCGACAGUCUGUGUGCGAGUAUGUCAUCGCGAUUCCACAGGAUUCAUGCCAACCACAUACUAGCAGAUACUGCUGCACUUGACCCGCGUUUUAAGAGGAUGGCCUUCCCUGAUGGCAGAACAGCAGAUGAGACGUUUCAAAGGCUGUCAACUGCAGCAGCAAGAAUUAGCAGUGGCACACCCAUCCAACAGCAACCAGCUGUGGAAGGACUGGAAGGAGCAGGCAGUGGUGCUGGAUCAAUAGUUUGGAGCUAUUUCCAUGAGGAACAGGUAGAACAGUGGAAGCCAGGAAUCCCACCGCCGAUGCUGUCAUGGAGGUGCGAGCCUACCUGGAGGAGCCUCUUCUUCCAACACAUGAGGAUCCCCUCAAGUGGUGGGAGAGUCGUGCCCCUGUUUACCCCAGGCUUAGCAAGCUGAUGGCCAAGAAGCUUUGUGUUGUGGCGACAUCAGUUCCCUCUGAGAGAAUAUUCUCGAAAACUGGACAGAUAAUCUCAGAGAGGAGAAGCCGCCUUAAGCCCAAAAAGGUCAGAGCUCUUGUCUUCCUUAAUGCAAAUUUGCCCAAGGACAAAAAAGAGAGGCAGAAAAAGCCAUAAAGUAAGGAACUGCUUUGUAUUUAUUUACAUUGCAUUUUGUGUUCAUUUAAAACUUGAAGGGGCUGAUCUCUUAUUUGCAAAGUUUACAGUAGUUAUAGUAGUAAUAGUGGACUGUAUGUAGACAUUUCCAUUUUAUUUAUUCUAAUUUUAUCUACAGUGUAUGUCUAAUACUUUAAAUAUUUUUUGUUAUCUAUCAAAAUGUUAUUUUGUGAUACUGUUCUUGUAUAGAAAUGUUUCACUAAAAGCUGUUUUGCACAGACAUUCAUUGCAGCCCACUUUGUUAUUGUUCAUUUAAGACUUGAAGGGGCUGAUGUCCUAUUUGCAAAGUUUACAGUAGUAAUAGUAGUAAAAGUGGACUGUAUGUAGACAUUUCCAUUUUAUUUAUUCUAAUUUUAUCUACAGUAUAUUUAAAACUUUAAAUAUUUUUUGUAUUCUAUCAAAAUGUUCUUGCGUGACAACAAUGUUCUUGUGUGGAAGUGUUUGUAGUAAAAGCUGUUUUGCUCAGAAAUUUAUUGCAGCCGGCUUUGUUUUUUAUGUUUAUUUGUGAGUAGGUAUUGUAUGAAUAACAUAAGUCAACGUAGCUUUACACAUACACACACUUUGUACUAAAGGUAAAUCCAAAAUAGUGAUGUCACUGUCUAAGCAGAGGGAUGUUAUGCAACCCUAUGGAAUAUAGUCCACACAUGACAAAUGAGGUAAUAAUCAAUAUUUCAGAAUAAUUCAAACUCAGAUAUUGGUGUGUGAUAUCUGAGUUUUAAUUAUU